Molecule: messenger RNA, 1803 nt
Organism: Oryzias melastigma (Indian medaka)
Lineage: Eukaryota; Metazoa; Chordata; Actinopteri; Beloniformes; Adrianichthyidae
Gene: lgals3a
Product: lectin, galactoside binding soluble 3a
Exons: 6
Coding region: 193-1308 (371 amino acids)
Biological process (GO): positive chemotaxis; positive regulation of calcium ion import; macrophage chemotaxis
Cellular component (GO): nucleus; immunological synapse
Molecular function (GO): carbohydrate binding; laminin binding; IgE binding
Source: RefSeq, a predicted model, not a curated record
CACAGUUGCUCACACUUACUUCCGCGUCUGUGCUCUCGCGCUACGUCACCGCCCCGGCGCAUGCGCAAUCUUGUUUAGGAGUUUGGAGUUUUGGAAGCUAACGUUAGCUUUCACUGCUGUUUCCACGGCGGGAUAAACCUUCGCUUUCCGGGUUGUUUUCCCUCUGAGACCAGCGGUUUUUCUAAUAAGAUCAUGGCAGAUUUCUCUCUGGCAGAUGCUUUAGGGGAGGACACGCCGAGCCAGGCCAAGAAAAUGGGCCACACUAACCCUUCCGCUCCGACUGGAAAUCCCCCUUCAAACCCGGGGUGGCCCUCUUCUGCCCCCGGAGCCCCCACCCAGCCCUCGGCGCCGCUCGACUACAACAGUGGACCUUCUGGACCGGGGGCCCCGGGACCUUUCUCGUUCCCUUCGGGUCCCGGAGCUCCAGGCCAGUACCCGGGACCCAUUUCAGCACCGGGUGGGUUUCCCGCUGGUCCUGGAAUACCUGGACAGUUUCCACCUGCACCAGGAGCUCCAGGGCAGUACCCCUCCGGCCCGGGAGCGCCGGGGCAGUUCCCUGGGCAGUACCCCCCUGAAGCGGCUCCAGGACAGCUUCCCGGGGGUCCCGGUCCCUACCCGUAUCCUUCUGGCCCUGGAGCUCCUCCCGGGCCUUACCCAAACAUGCCUUAUCCCGGCAGCCAGCCAGGAGGCAAUGGGAUGUAUGGACCCGGAGGCCCCGGCGCCUUCCCUCCUGCCACCAGCCCCGGAUCCUUCCCUGCGUUCCCCUCUGGAGGCUUCCCUCCGAUGCCGCCUGGCUCCUGGGGUCCACCUGGAGGUGGCGGUUUUGGUCCUAACCCUGGUUCUUAUGGCCCCGGCCCUGCACCCAUGGGUCUGUACGGGGGGCCCCCUGCUGCUGGGGGCGCGCUGGGGCUGCCGUACGAUCUCCCCCUUCACGCUGGGAUCAUGCCACGGCUUGUAAUCACCAUAGUCGGGGAGCCGGUUCCCGGCGCCAACAGGUUCCAGGUGGACUUCAUCAAAGGUUCGGACGUGGUGUUCCACUUCAAUCCUCGCUUCAACGAGCAGACCAUUGUCAGGAACUCCAACCUGGGACACUGCUGGGGUCCGGAGGAGCGGGACGGGGGCUUCCCGUUUGUUCAGGGACGCACGUUUGAGCUGAAGAUCCUGGUGGAGGCCGACAUGUUCAAAGUGGCCGUGGACGGCGUCCACCUGCUGGAGUACGAGCACCGAGUGGGCGGGCUGGAGGACGUGACGCUGCUGCGAGUCACGGGAGACCUGAUGCUCUACAGCGCCGCGCCGAGCAUGAUCUGAGAAAACCGCCGCCAACCCGCGCGUUCCAACCCUCUGCAGGAGCUGCAGCGAGCUAUCCGUGCCGGCGCGGCGCGUCCUCCCACAUCAGACUGCAACCUUCCCUCAACCAAUCGAAUGACUCUAAUCGCACCCAAAUGACGAAUUAGGUUAAUCUAAGUAGAGACUUUAAGGGAGAGCUAAUAUAUAUACAAAUAUAGAGUGAGACGAGUGACGUGUCCCAAACAGAGUUCUGUUUACAUGUGUGAUUCUUCUUCUGUUCUUUAUAUGAACUUCACUUAAAGCCUUCGCUGUGCAUGAAAGUCUGAUGCUCAAAUCCUCGCGGAUCAUUUUGUUCGGGUCGUUUCUGAACCGGUUUCUGUGCGAUGACGAUCCUCCUGAAAAAUGCAGAGAGGGUUCCUGAGUCUGCUGCCAAAGAGGAAUCACGAAGUAUUUAGAUUUUAUGAAUAAAGGAAACAAUCCGACAGAAACUGAUUAAAGCUGUUUUUAUCAACUUCA